ACACUUGGAGUACCAUUUGACACUCAAGGUUGACUCGCGUCGUUUCAACAAUUCUGUAAUUACUAAUGUCUAAGGAGCAUGGGGACUGCGACACAUCCCAUCUUGUCAGAAUCUAGCAAAUAAAUACUGUUGUUCGCUCAAUUCGCAACACAAUGACGUCAACACUUGCCGAGUUUCAAUUGCUUGCAUCAUGAAUUAAUGUUGAGUUUAUUUUGGUUUAAACUUAAACAUCAAAUACAUCAACUUUUGAAUGUAUCUUUUGAACUGUUUAUCUUUCAUUUUCGAACUUUAAGGUGUAACAUGUAACGGAUGUUCACGUAGAGAUUUCAGAUUUAGACGAUAUAAGUGUCUUGUGUGCCGCGAUUAUGAUCUUUGUGGAACGUGUUUUGAUAAUCAGCAAGAAACGGACAAACAUUCAAGUUAUCAUCCGAUGCAGUGCUUAAUCACUAAAGCUGACCAUGAUAUAUUCUACUGCGGAGAGGGUUCUGCGAAACAUUGUGUCCAAAGUUUCACAUGUUCAGUUUGUGGUCAACUGGGUUUCACAGAGUCGUCUUUAUCGAAUCAUGUUUUUUCUAAUCAUCCAAAUGCUGGUGAUUCAGAAGUACUUUGUCCCUUCUGUGCAAUACACACUGAAGGUGAUCCUAAUCUUACAACACAUGAUAUUGCAAGUCAUUUCAAAAGUGUGCAUAAUCUAUCACCUUCAGUCAAUGAGAAGAAUGUAACCAAUAGCUCAUCAGCUGCGGGUUCGCUUAUUCCGCGUUUAACUUCUGUUGAUAACAAGUGCUGUGAUACUGCAAGUCUACGAACUCGACAAACUAGUCAACCACGUGCCAAGGAUUUUGGGUUUGACAAGGUUGGAAAUUUCAACUGUGCUAAUACCAGCAGUAGCACUGCUACAUUCCACAAUCGCUUAAUUACUGACGAAUCAUGUCAUAAUCAAAAUAGUGCAAAUUCAAGCGGUAUAACGUCACAGCCUGUAUUGUAUAAUCCACGUUUCUCUCUUGGCAGUAUAGUAACAAUGAAAAACUUUAUGAAAUCUUUAGAACAUGAUAACAAAAACAAAUAUCAUAAAAACAGACUCUCUGAUGAGCGAAAUGGUUGUGAUAAUAAACCGAGUAAUAGUAAGCGAAAUGAUGAAGUUCAUAACUCAACUGUUUUGCAUCUUGGUCCUGUUGCUAAUGGAACAGAUUCACAAAAUGCAGCUGACAAAUCGCCCAGUGGAGAUACUUUAGAAUUUAGAAGUAAUAACAAUCAAGAUUCUGCAAAUGGAAAUCAAAACAGUAAACAGAUAGACUGUACAACAACCACUUCUGUUAGCCAAGAAUCAAAAUUUAUUGAAAAUCCAGUUCUUCUUUCCCCUUGUGAAAACGAAAACCUUACAAAUCAACAGAACAUUUCACGUGCUGACAGCAACGGAUAUCUUGAGUCACUAACUUCAGAAGUAUUAGAUCGUAAAUUAAAUUCCCUAUAUCCUAGUCCUCCAAAAUAUUCGAAAUCAUUAUCUUGUGACCCACAUAUAAAAUCAGUCAAUGAUGACAAGUUAAAAGAUGUCAACAAAAAGUUAGUUUUUAAUUGUCAUACAAAUGAACAACAAUCAGAAUUACCACCAGCUACUGUUCAAGAUGAUUGGGAUAUUGACUGGCAUAUGUUCCUAAAUGAAUUGAUUUGGAGUAGUUUGUGUGGUCCCGACGCUUUUUCGAAUAUCUCAUGAAAGUAUAUAAAAUUAGCUUGUAUACAGACACUCAUAAGUUACCUUCUUUCAAAAUAGUCGUCUGUUUGACCCGUUUAUUAUAUUCUUUAGUUUGUUUAGCUUAUUGCCUUGUACGUGUUACUGCUUCUGUAUGUAUGUUUCAGUGUAACAGGUUAUAGUGUCCAGUUAUAUCUGAAUGUAUGCAUUGAUCGAAGACAAUGUGAGCUAACCACCCUUCAAAUAUGCUAUUUCCCCUUUUUGAGUAUACUACACGGGACGAAUUAAAAGUAGCAAUAAAUUACACUCCUUCAAUGUGUAUAUAAAUAUGUGUAAUAUUUUUGUUAUUACAGCAAUUCCAUACCUUCGUCUAUCGGACAAUCUAUCUUUAUAAUAAUAUGUUGUACAAGCAAGAUUUGUUAUUGGAACUAGUAUUCUUAAAAUAUUUGCGAAUGGCUGUAAUGGUUACUUAUUUUUGUGUCUGUCUGUGUGAAGAACUGAUUCCGUUUUUUUUCCAGUGUUCAUCAUCAUGUGAUCGCCUGUUAUUGACUUUCAAUACUCUAUCUCUCUCUGUGUCUAAUUUCUCUAUGAUUAACGGGAUAAGUCGAGAAUAAAAAUGGGUGGAAAAUACUACCAUCUCUCUUAAAUGUAUAAAAUAACCCCCGUGUUAUGCUUGAUAUGUACACCCACAUACUUUAAAAUUAUUCUUGAAUAAAAUAUCAAAUAUUUGAAGUGGAAUCUUAUUUAUUAUGUAUUUAACCAGUAACCAGUUGGAGGAUACACGAAAUGAUGUACCGUUAAAUUUAUGUUGGAGUGGUUGGAAAAUUGUCCUGAUGUCUAGAGAAAUUAGUGAAUAAUAUUCUACUUGUAAAUGUAUGUAUGCUACACAUACAUCUUCGAAAUGAGGUAACAGCAAAUCAUGAACAAGUUUUAGUUUGAAACUGUCAAAAGAAACAGGUUCGAUAUUUUGGCAUUCUAAUAUUAUUAUUGUGAACCAUAUUAGUUGUAAAGCGGUUGUAGAGAAACUACGAAAUGAUAUUAUCUCGCGAAAUUUGUCUU
This is a messenger RNA of Trichobilharzia regenti, 2746 nucleotides long. The record is from the annotation of a GenBank genome assembly. NCBI's taxonomy places the organism in Eukaryota, Metazoa, Platyhelminthes, Trematoda, Strigeidida, Schistosomatidae.